CCUCUCGCAGGUGCCAGGCUUGCUGUGUAUUUUCCCGCCCUUUCCAGCUCUUCGUGAGGAGAACUGGGUGAUUUAGAAUGGAUUGGUUUCACUGUAACUGGUGUUUUCGAAAAGAUGGAGACAAUUUCUUUGUCACCAGCUGUGGCCAUAUUUUUUGUAAAAAGUGUGUGACUCUGGAAAAAUGUGCUGUUUGUGGAACUGCCUGCAAGCAUCUGGCUCUUUCUGAUAAUCUGAAACCUCAGGAGAAGAUAUACUUCAAAAGCCCUGUGGAGACAGCUUUGCAGUAUUUUAGUCACAUCUCUCAGGUGUGGAGUUUCCAGAAGAAACAAACAGAUCUCCUCAUCGCCUUUUAUAAGCAUAGAAUUACAAAGUUAGAAGCAGCCAUGCAGGAGGCACAGCAGACGGUGACCAGCCAGGAAAAAGAGCUGUCAGUCUUAAAGAAGGAGAAUGGAGAACUGAAGAAAUUUCUUGCCAUCCUAAAGGAAUCUCCAAAUUGGUACCAAGGAAGCAGGUCAGCCACACCUCGACCAGUAGGCAUUACUUCUCCAUCACAGUCAGUUACUCCACGACCCAGUUCUCAGCACAGCAGCCAAGUGGUCAGUCGGUCCUCCUCGGUGGAGUCUGUCCCUUACAGAAUGUCUGGAUUUACUAGCUUGGGACAAGGAGUCAGAGGCCUACAAGGAAAAAGUACUCCCAGAGACUCAUAUAUUGAAACCCCUUCACCAGCUUCCACUCACAGCCUAUCUUAUAGGCCUUCACCUGCCUCUUCUGGACAGGGGAUUUUUUCUUUCAGACCAUCCCUAAAUGGUGGGGAUUCAGGCCACACAAGAGCCCUUACCCCCAGUAAUUCAGGUCAGAGGGAAAGCAGAACCCCACUAGAGAGUCUUCCUGGUUUCCAGCUACCAGUCCAGCAGGAAGACUUUUUUCAGCACCCCCUUGUCAGACUUACGCACGAGCUGAGCCGCGCCCGCCCAGCCGAGGGCCCAACCGCCGUCAGCAGCGUCGUUGUAAAUGUAGCGCCUAGAGCAACCGGGAACUUGUUCUACAGAUGGAUCAAAUGUCUUGCCACCUGAAAGACGAGGAUCCUAGCUGUCCGGCGCCUUCGGAACACUGCACAGGUGUUCCCAAAGACGAAGUGUCAGAAGGGGGCACUUGUUUGGGACCUACCGGAUCCCCAGGUCCCCUUUCUGUCCCAGUGAAGAGGACCUGGAACUCCACCUCAUAUCUGGGGACCUUGGUUUUCUCUUGUCUAGAAAGGGAUGGCAAUGAAAUGGACUUUUCACCAAAGUGGUAGUCCACACCCCGAAG
Messenger RNA from Prionailurus viverrinus (fishing cat), 1308 nucleotides. RefSeq names its product ring finger protein 212B (gene RNF212B). The record is from RefSeq and is a predicted model, not a curated record. Gene Ontology annotation, biological process: homologous chromosome pairing at meiosis; reciprocal meiotic recombination; protein sumoylation. NCBI's taxonomy places the organism in Eukaryota, Metazoa, Chordata, Mammalia, Carnivora, Felidae. Gene Ontology annotation, molecular function: SUMO transferase activity. The transcript is spliced from 15 exons. The coding region runs from base 78 to 1073 and encodes 331 amino acids. Gene Ontology annotation, cellular component: synaptonemal complex.